Molecule: messenger RNA, 1604 nt
Organism: Pollicipes pollicipes
Lineage: Eukaryota; Metazoa; Arthropoda; Thecostraca; Pollicipedomorpha; Pollicipedidae
Exons: 9
Coding region: 1-1386 (461 amino acids)
Source: RefSeq, a predicted model, not a curated record
AUGUUGUCGAAGUACAAAGUGGCCUAUGGAAACUGGCGGCAGUCUCGAGCGGCCACCGGCACCGUCAACCUGGCCGUGCUGCCCAGUAGGAGCCCGUCCGACAGGCGGCAGUCUCGAGCGGCCACCGGCGCCGUCAACCUGGCCGUGCUGCCCAGAGCGACCAAGCGCAGCCGGCUGAGCGUGGAGGACAGGCGCUCCGGGGCGAAGUUCGGCUCCGACCAGCCGCUCUCCUUCCAGUCAGAGCAGGGCAGCCGGCCCGACCGGCCCUCGUCCUCCCAUCCCGCUGGCGCCGGACAAGGUCCUAGCAGUUCGGAGACAGUCUCGGACGAGCUGUUCACGGCCGGCACGCUGGCACUGGCCGUGCUGAUCACGGCCAUCUCAGCGCUGGUGCUCGGCUUCGUGGUCGGCCACUACUGCGCGCGCCGCUGCCACAAGGACGACGUCAACAUGCCGUACGCCGACACCGACUACACCUACUUCGACCAGCGGCAGAAUGUCAACACAAGGCUGGCGCACGACCCCACACUUCUGGGCGAGGAGGUCACCUACUCAGAGCCGGUGCUCAUACCCACCAACAGCAUGGUCGGCACGCUGAAGAAAAACCAGACGGACGGCACGCUGCCGCUCCAGUACUCAGACAAGUACGAGGGUUCGAUGCUGCCGCUGCGUGGAGACGUGUACGGCACCCACCAUCGGCAGCUGCGCUGGCCGCCCCCUCCAGCUGGAGGACGCAGGUACGCCACGCAGGCUGGAGCUUGUGGGACUGCGUGGCCCUGCCAGGACCCGUACUGCGCGUGGGACCUGCGCCGCCAGCGCUGCUCCUUUGUGGACCCCGCAGCGGUUACACGGGCCGGAGUUGUGCAGAACGUGCGCGACGGCGCGUCGCGACAGUGCCCCGAAGGAGCGACCAAGCGCAGCCGGCUGAGCGUGGAGGACAGGCGCUCCGGGGCGAAGUUCGGCUCCGACCAGCCGCUCUCCUUCCAGUCAGAGCAGGGCAGCCGGCGGCCCGACCGGCCCUCGUCCUCCCAUCCCGCUGGCGCCGGACAAGGUCCCAGCAGUUCGGAGACAGUCUCGGACGAGCUGUUCACGGCCGGCACGCUGGCACUGGCCGUGCUGAUCACGGCCAUCUCAGCGCUGGUGCUCGGCUUCGUGGUCGGCCACUACUGCGCGCGCCGCUGCCACAAGGACGACGUCAACAUGCCGUACGCCGACACCGACUACACCUACUUCGACCAGCGGCAGAAUGUCAACACAAGGUGCGACGAGUGGGUGGUGUUUGAUCGGGACUGGUGCGGAGCUUCACCACAUGGUGGGAUCGGUGGGUGCUGCCCCACCGAUAUCAAUGACAGAAAGUCACCAUUCGGCGAGAUGCGAACCUCAUGCUGAGAUCGGCUUACAAGCGAGCUCACCAGUCAGCAUGUGGCGCCGGCGUUAAUCUCGACCUCACAACUCAGUGGCAACUUGUAUGCGUCAACUGUGAAUGCCCAGGUUAGUCUUGAGUUAAGCAAUCGUUUCGCUGCCCGGAGAGCAAGGUGUGAAUGUGUGCCGGAACGCUACGAAGGCGCCUCGCGCCCGGUUCCAUCCCGCAACCGCUCUCAGUCUCC